AUGUCACCAUUAACUGUUGCUGUUGGAGAGGCAAAACCCGGUGAAACUGCUCCAAGAAGAAAAGCUUCUUUAAGAGAAGCAUCAUUAUCACGUCCAAUUGAUUCAAAAGCUACUAAUAUUCCAGAAUUUAUAGAAGAAUGUUUUAAAAGAAAUGGUAAUAAAAAUGCUAUGGGUUGGAGAAAUUUACUUGAAAUUCAUACAGAAACUAAAGAAAUUACAAAAAAAAUUGAUGGUGAAGAUAAAAAAAUUAAAAAAGAUUGGACUUAUUAUGAAAUGGGACCUUAUAAUUAUAUAAAAUAUCCUGCAUUAUUAGAAUUAAUUAAAAAUUAUUCAAAAGGUUUAUUAGAAUUAGGUUUAAAACCAAAUCAAGAGUCAAAAUUAAUGAUUUAUGCUUCAACUUCUCAUCAUUGGAUGCAAACAUUUUUAAGUUGUACUUUUCAAAAUAUUCCAAUUGUUACUGCUUAUGAUACUUUAGGAGAAUCUGGUUUAACUCAUUCAUUAAUUCAAACUGAUGCUGAUGCAAUUUUUACUGAUAAUUCAUUAUUACAUACUUUAAAAAAUCCUUUAAAAAAAGCUAAAAAUGUUAAAUAUAUAAUUCAUGGUGAUUCAAUUGAUCCAACUGAUAAAAGACAAAAUGGUAAAAUUUAUCAAAAUGCUAAAAUUGCAAAAGAAGAAUUAUUAAAUAUUAAUCCAAAUUUAAAAUUUAUUAGUUUUGAUGAAUUAGUUGAAAUUGGUAAAAAAUCUCAACAAGAUUUACAUUUCCCAAAAACUGAUGAUUUAGCUUGUAUUAUGUAUACUUCAGGUUCAACUGGUGAUCCAAAAGGUGUUUGUAUUACAAAUGGUAAUAUUUUAGCUGCAGUUGCUGGUAUUUCAACUAAUGCUGGUAGAGAUUUAGUUAGUCCAAAUGAUAGUGUUAUCGCAUUUUUACCAUUAGCUCAUAUUUUUGAAUUAGCUUUUGAAGUUGCUACUUUAUGGUGGGGUGCUACAUUAGGUUAUGCAAAUGUUAAAACUUUAACUGAAGCUUCUUGUAAAAAUUGUCAACCUGAUUUAAUUGAAUAUAAACCAACUAUUAUGGUUGGUGUUGCUGCAGUUUGGGAAUCAGUUAGAAAAGGAGUUUUAGCAAAAGUUAAAAAAGCUUCACCAUUACAACAAAAAUUAUUUUGGAUUGCAUUUAAUGCAAAAGCAACAAUGAAUAAAUUUAAAAUUCCUGGUGGUUCAUUAUUUGAUAUUAUUUUCAAAAAAGUUAAAGCAGCAACUGGUGGUAAAUUACGUUAUGUAUUAAAUGGUGGUUCACCAAUUUCAAUUGAUGCUCAAAUUUUUGUUUCAACUUUAAUUGCUCCAAUGUUAUUAGGUUAUGGAUUAACUGAAACUUGUGCAAUGGGUACUAUUGCAGAACAUACAAGAUUUGAAAUUGGAUCAUUAGGUACUUUAACUGGUUGUAUAACUGCAAAAUUAAUUGAUGUUCCAGAUGCAGGAUAUUUUGCAAAAGAUAAUCAAGGAGAAAUUUUAUUAAAAGGAGCUUCAGUAGUUAAAGAAUAUUACAAAAAUGAUAAAGAAACUAAAGAAGCAUUUGAUGAUGAAGGAUGGUUUCAUACUGGUGAUAUUGGAGAAUGGCAAAGUAAUGGAGCCUUGAAAAUCAUCGAUCGUAAGAAGAAUUUGGUCAAGACACUUAAUGGAGAAUAUAUUGCCUUAGAAAAAUUAGAAAGUGUCUAUAGAUCCAACCAGUUAGUUGCUAAUAUCUGUGUAUAUGCAGAUCAAAAUCAAAUUAAGCCAAUUGGAAUUAUAGUUCCGAUUGAUGGAUUUUUAAAUCAACUUGGUUUUGAUGAAAAUACAGAUUAUGGUGAUAAAAAAUUAGUUGGUAAGGUGCUUGAUAGUUUGAAUCAAACAGGUAAAGCCCAAGGUUUAAAGGGGAUUGAGUUAUUACAAAAUGUUGUAAUUUCUCAUGAUGAGUGGACCCCUCAAAAUGGCUUUAUUAGUUCCGCUCAAAAAUUACAGAGAAAAAAAAUUGUUCAAAAAUAUGAUAAAGAAAUUAAAAAAGCUUAUGGUGAAUAA
Lodderomyces pseudojiufengensis is the source of this 2052-nucleotide messenger RNA. It is a transcript of the gene FAA4, whose product is annotated as long-chain fatty acid-CoA ligase. The transcript has a single exon. Gene Ontology annotation, biological process: long-chain fatty acid metabolic process; long-chain fatty-acyl-CoA metabolic process. Gene Ontology annotation, cellular component: plasma membrane; endoplasmic reticulum; lipid droplet. Gene Ontology annotation, molecular function: long-chain fatty acid-CoA ligase activity. The record is from RefSeq and is a predicted model, not a curated record. Lineage: Eukaryota; Fungi; Ascomycota; Pichiomycetes; Serinales; Debaryomycetaceae. The coding region runs from base 1 to 2052 and encodes 683 amino acids.